Aspergillus versicolor CBS 583.65 is the source of this 1584-nucleotide messenger RNA. Its product is annotated as fungal specific transcription factor domain-containing protein. The record is from RefSeq and is a predicted model, not a curated record. Gene Ontology annotation, molecular function: DNA binding; zinc ion binding. The transcript has 3 exons. Gene Ontology annotation, biological process: DNA-templated transcription. NCBI's taxonomy places the organism in Eukaryota, Fungi, Ascomycota, Eurotiomycetes, Eurotiales, Aspergillaceae. The coding region runs from base 1 to 1584 and encodes 527 amino acids.
AUGAGUCUGGCAAGGAGAGGCCCUGAGGUCUAUGGUCGUGGGCAUGUUUCCGACCUUCCGCUCCUCUGUUGCCGCACUAGGCACUUCCUCGACCCCGACACAACUCCAGCCAGAAUAACCUUCCAACUCCAGCGACAUAUGAGGGCAGUUCCCGGCGUAACAGCCAGCUCUCCUAUUGACCACAUCCUCCUCACCGUCCAGGAUUUACUGGGCCCGGAACAUCAAGACGGCAAUAAUAAAGAGUCCGAGAACCGUAAGGCCUCGGUAAAGCCAGGGCCCUUUACCUGGCUCGGAUCGCGCAUCACAACAGCGGAUCUCCUGACUCAUUUCGGUAUCAUGCAAGUCCCGCCGCCUGACGUCCGUCUCCAGUUUCUCCGUACCUUCAUCAAGUAUGUGUACCCGGGCUUUCCGUGCAUAGAUGUAGCCUCUGUUGAGUUGCUGCAUGGGCACUGUGAUCAUGAUACCUCCAGUCCCCUGCUCAUGUGGGCCGUCCUUUCGGCUGCUUGUCCGUUUGUCAACGGCGCGGCGCUACGAGGCGCUGGGUAUGCUACUCCCAUCGAGGCACAGGAGGCGAUGGCGAAAAAAGCCAAGCUGGCAUAUGAAAUGGGCGUAGAGGGCGAUCCUAUCCGUCAGGUUCAGUCCCUGUUGCUGCUCCCGCUCUGGGAAGGACAGGGUAUUGGUAACAAGGGGGUUGGCUAUUGGCUUGCACAUGCAAUAGCGACAGCGGAGAGGUUUUCCCUGCAUAUCGGGGAGGCCGACAAUCCAGUCCGGGGCUUGAAGAAACGCAUCGCGUGGUGUCUUUUUAUUCGAGACGUACAGAUUGCUCUCGCGCAGCACCGGCCGUUCCAAAUGCGCGAUCGCAAGACAUGGACAGCCCUGUCCCCAAUCACGAUGGAGGAUUUUCCUCCAGCAAGCGACAAGUCUGCAGCAACAGUCGACCGUUUUAGUCCAUUCGCUGGCCUUCAGGAACGGCUCAACUCGCUUUUCGUACACAAGGCUACGCUUUAUCUGGUGGUUGCCGACUUCAUCGAUUGCCUGUACGCUACAUCAUGGACGAUUAACGAGAGAGGCGACCUCUCCCCUACUCUGUCACCACGGCAAGGAGUACCUGCAGCAGAGCUAGCCUCCCACCGGGGCAGCUUAGAGACAUGGCUCCGCGAGCUAGCAGGCAAAGUCAAACCGUGUGUCGAUAACGACUCAGCUCUGGUCCUGUUGAUCGUCACGAGUCUCCGAAUCGAGUACCUCUUCGCUGUCUGUGCGGGUGUUCCUCGUCACAAUCCAGAGAAUAGGGUACCAGCCAUCCCACCGUCCGUCCUUUCCUGCACCGAGGGCAUUUUAGCACUCAUACGCAGGCUCCACUCGCAUAGACUGAGUUUGUUAUUGCCACCUAGCUGCGCAGCCGCGCUCCUAUUCACGACAAAGGUAUACGCAGCGGAAGUCGCGCGUGUGGGGGCCGGUGACCAAUCGUACAGUUUCUCACACUAUAUGGUUUGCGUUGCUUUGUUGAGAGCGUUUAAUCGGGUGCAUCCUCUGCCCAAUGUGAGGAAUCCACUGUUUUCGCCAGGGUCGACGGUCACGACGUAG